Messenger RNA from Hyposmocoma kahamanoa, 1877 nucleotides. RefSeq names its product zinc finger protein 354B-like. The record is from RefSeq and is a predicted model, not a curated record. Lineage: Eukaryota; Metazoa; Arthropoda; Insecta; Lepidoptera; Cosmopterigidae. The transcript has 5 exons. Gene Ontology annotation, molecular function: RNA polymerase II cis-regulatory region sequence-specific DNA binding; DNA-binding transcription repressor activity, RNA polymerase II-specific. Gene Ontology annotation, biological process: regulation of cell cycle process; neuron differentiation; negative regulation of transcription by RNA polymerase II. Gene Ontology annotation, cellular component: transcription repressor complex; nucleus. Bases 274 to 1545 code for a protein of 423 amino acids.
CCUAACCGCCGCCAUAGAACGCACUACUACAAACUUAUGCCACGAACUUCGAAAUUAAAAAAAAUAUAAUCUUCUAAAUUCAAACAGUUAAAAAAACGUUAUUAAUAGUUCUAUUUUAAAAAUUAACAAUUUUAAUAUUCUGUAUAAGUUUGUUGGCUGCAAGGGGUGACGGUUGAGUCAGCAGAGGACCAAGCACAGACUUCAUUUACUAAAAGUGCGAAAUAAAACGAUAGCAAAAAUGAGUUCUCGAUUUGUUAUCAAGGUUUACUGAACAUGGAAGCGGCACUACCACAUUUACAUCGAUUUUCUUCGACAUUCUACCAAUAUGCAGCACCACCUGUGCAAGUUUCUAGUAAUUACCUCCAUGAUCUUAUUCCCCAUCAGCAUCCUACCCUUCUACAACAAUACUUAGCCUAUUAUAAUGAACCCUUGGUCCCGCUCGAUUUAUCUCUUAAAACGACCACACCGAUCACUCCACCUUGUACCCCUCCUCCGUCAAACAAAAGAAAACCUACUGGGAACAAUGGUCCUGAGAAAUCACCAAAAAUAUUCCGACACUUCGAGGAAACGGAAACAAAGAACGAUCACUCAGAAAAAUCUGAAAAAAGAAAAGUCGAUGACGAUAACUCAAAUGACAGCGAUAGCCCGGAAGCGAAAAAAUUAAAAUUCACUAAACAAUUUUUCGAAGAGCUACGAACAUGCUUGCCACCUGAGACGGAAAUAUCAAAAAGCGAAAAAAGCUGUUCAGAUGUAAUUGAAAUUAAAGAUGUUGAAGAACGUCCUAAAAAAUCACCAAAACCAGCCGCUCCGUUGAAGAAAAGUAAAGCCGUUAGGCGACUUAUGUUCGACGAGGACAAAACCUCACCGGUCUCAGGAACCAUUAUUCGUGACUUGGCCGAAGACGAAACACUAGUAGUUCGGAAGGGCGAUAUAGACCCGGCGUUCAACGUGGUGGAAAUUACAGAGGAGGCAAAAGCUUUGAUCGCAUCAAUAGAGAACCGACUUGGGAGAUACAUCUGCAGGCUGUGCCGAAGACUGUAUGGGGACGCGUUUGCGCUCGCGCAGCAUCGGUGCUCUAGGAUCGUACACAUUGAGUACCGCUGUCCUGAAUGUGACAAGGUCUUCAACUGCCCUGCGAACCUAGCAUCACAUCGUCGCUGGCACAAACCGCGCGUGGCCGGGCCGACAAAGCGUCGCGAGGCUCCCACCACGGAGUCGGGUAGAUUCCCUUGCCAACAAUGUGGAAAGAUGUUCAGGAGACAAGCUUAUUUAAAGAAGCAUCUCCUAGCCCAUGAACAGCCAGAGCCUGAAGAGAAAGAGCCGUCGGCAUUUAGGCAGGUCCAUUCUGAAUACUCUGCUUAUCAACCGGAAACCUUCCGAGACAACAACUUCAACACUUUCUGGAACAAGAUUCCCCCACCACCUCAGGAUGUACAUUGGGACGGAAUGCGUCCGCGCUGCGCUUCAUCAUGCUCUUCAGAAGAUUCUAGAAGUUUAGACGUAACGGGAUCGGAGGACGAAGGCGGAGGUGCGGGAGAGGGGUGACGGCUCGUGCUGCGGCCCGUGCCGCGGUUCCCUCCGUACACACCCGUUCCUAAUCCACUUUACUCCUAUCCGUACUCUGCGGACGCACAGCUCUAUUUCUCUUAAACAUUAACAACGUAAGUUGCACGAAUGGAUUUAGAAUCUUAAAUAAACUUGCACAUAAACUUUAAAAAUGGUAAGUAGUGAAGUACAUAGUAAUCAUCCAAUUCUUCUUGUUCUUAUCGUAUCGUGGUAAAAGGAUUUGUGAAUCGGCGUAAAGCACUCGCCGAUUGUUUCCUAGGGUGCAUGCACCCAGACGGGCUCCUUUCGUGCACCCCAAUAUCACUUACAUA